AUGAACUUUAGUCGACCGGUGGAGCCCAGCGGUGGGCUCAUCCGCCGCUUCAGCGAUGACAUAUCGGAUUCAUCUCCAGGAGAACCCCUCGGUCGGGCCCUGGCAGCCAAGGUCGCAGUCAACCGCAAUCAAGAACGAUCAUUUUCACUAAGGGUUGAAUGGGAUCAACUCCUGUUGGAAGGUCGGGAACUGGCCGAGGAGUCUGUCCCAGAUGAAGAGGCCGUUCUCCUCCAACAGAGCCAGCGACUCUAUGCCGCGUGGAACAAAUUUCGGAGCGAUCUGCCUAGGGACCAGCAUUUAGAGCUUGGAGACUGGGAUAGACCCGAUAUCAAUUUCCUGGUGGCCACAGUCAGCAAGGCAUCAGCAACGUGGCAGUCGGGACGUGAUGAAAGCAAGCUGGGCAGGCUGAAAUCCAAAUUCCAAGGUCUCUGCAACACCUGCUUGUCGCACAGUACCUUGCUCUCCGUCAUUCCCAAAGAUGACAAGUAUGUCACCUUGUUAACAGGCUCCCUGUCAGCCAUCGCCCAGGCGACAAUCAACCACCAAAAGAUCGCCGAAGGGGUGGCUGAUACCCUCGAAGAUCUCAGUCAUGAUAUUGAUAUCUGGAACCGGCAGAUGAUUGAGCAUGUUGACAUCCCGUCUCUUCGUCGAUAUAUCCAAGAACUAUAUGUUGUCAUCUUCGAAUUCUUCACCGAGAUCUUUACCAAAUGGUCCAAGUCAAGCUGGAAACGCUUCCUCACCAGCUUUGAUGAGAGCGCCUUCAACGAGUUGUUUACGUCCAAGAAAAACCGAAUUUUGGCCAUCCAAUCUCGUAUGAACAGUCAUAUCAGCCUUGACUUCCACCACCGCACCACCCGAAGUCUGGAGAUGAUGAUCCAACAACAAAAUAUGUUAUACCAAAAUCAGGAAAGGCUCAGCCAGAUCCUACCAGACCAACUCAACCAGCUCUGUAAACAAAGAUUGUUGGUCGGUGAAUCGCUUGAAAGGCUUUUGGACCAACAACAAUACUUCCGUCUAGAACAACCUCGACCGUCUUCGAUCACAAGCGUACAAGAAGAUACAGCAGGGGAAAUAUUACCAUCCGCUUCUACCAAUAAUGAUCUCGAAUUGGAAGCUCCAAAGUCCGAGGUAUCCCCAGUCUCACAGACACAUUAUCAAUUCACCCGCAAAGAGAUCCAGGCAGAGAUCAAGCGCUUCACAGAUCAGUGGAAGAGUCAAGUCGACCACUUGAUCCAAGUCACAAAGCAGGCACCCCUUUUGCAGGUCAAUAGAGAGGUACACAAUCGCUUGGUCACAUGGCUACGAGCUUCUAGCUCCACUAAUUUCUGGAUCCAAGGUCCGCAUGACGUACCGCAGCCAAGCCAGAAUUCGAUGACCGCGGUCUCUUUGGCCGCGCUGGCACGCAACAAUAACAUCCCGUGUAUCAUCUAUUUCUGCAGCUUCACAGAAUGCCACGAACCAGGAGAUUCCAAGGCAUUGGAUCUAGGCUCUUUCCUUGCAUCCAUCAUCACACAACUUGUCCAAUUAAUCCCAGAUUAUGGCUAUACUGAAGCCGAUCUAUCAAUUGCGCGUUUUGCGGCCCUUGCACGGGGAAUGUUGAGUGUUCCCGAGGUGCUCCAGCUAAUACUUGAUAUUCGGGUUCUUGGUCCGAGGGUGGUGUAUGGGUUCAUAGAUAAUAUUCAAGUACUGGAGGAUCAGUCUGACCAGGACUAUACCCAGGACUUUCUGAGAACUAUCGCUACUCUUUGUAGACUUGGUCGCGGGGCUCCCCGCCCAGAUUGCGCGAUUGUGCGGGAGGAUGAAGGAGUGACUCUGGGAACGAGAAUGUGUUUCACUACGGAUGGGUAUGUGGAUGGCCUGGCACAGGCUUCAGAGCGACAAUUGCUUGAUAAGGUUGAGUUUGACUUGGAGACAAACGAUCCUCUACCAGGGGAGAUUGGUGGUGGGCCUGAAUGGGAUAGGGAGGAAAAGGAUGAUUGA
This is a messenger RNA of Penicillium expansum, 1980 nucleotides long. RefSeq lists its product as uncharacterized. The record is from RefSeq and is a predicted model, not a curated record. The transcript has a single exon. The coding region runs from base 1 to 1980 and encodes 659 amino acids. NCBI's taxonomy places the organism in Eukaryota, Fungi, Ascomycota, Eurotiomycetes, Eurotiales, Aspergillaceae.